CCAUGCAACUCCCGGAACUUCCGGCGAGAAAUGAAACGGAAGUAGGUACGUGGCUGCUCCAGCUGACACUCAGCAUGAUGGCGAUGGAGGUGCAAAGCUCCGAGCCUAGCGGUGGCAGCUCCAGCAGGCUAGAAGUUUCUAUUGACGGGCUGACUCUUAGCCCCGAUCCGGAGGGGGAACAGGAACAAAAUGAGAGACUGGGGCCCCAGCGACAGGAACAGAGCAAAGAUGGGAAGAGUCCAUCUGAGGAAGAAGAUGGGCAAGAGGGCGAUACUGCCAAUUCCAUGGAAAGGAAGUGGGGUUUUCCUCUCCAGGAGCUCUAUGGCCUGGCUCUGAAAUUCUUUAAAGACAAAGAUGGCAAAGCCUUCCACCCAACAUAUGAAGAGAAACUACGCCUUGUUGCUCUCCAUAAACAGGUUUUACUUGGCCCGUAUAAUCCAGAUGCCUGUCCAGAGGUUGGAUUUUUUGAUGUCCUUGGAAAUGACAGAAGGAAGGAGUGGGCAGCAUUAGGGAACAUGUCAAAAGAAGAUGCUAUGGUGGAAUUUGUAAAGUUGCUGAACAAAUGUUGUAAUUUAUUUGCACCCUACGUUACAUCUCACAAGAUAGAGAAGGAAGAGCAGGAAAGGAAAAGGAGGGAGGAGGAGCAGCGGCGGCGGCUGGAGGAGGAGGAGAGGGAGCGGCGGCGCCAGGAGGAGGAGAGGCGCCGCAGGGAGGAGGAGGAGAGAGUGCGCAGGGAGGAGGAGGAGCGCCGGCAGAUCGAAGAAGAGAGGCUGCGCAUGGAACAGCAGAAGCAGCAGAUCAUGGCAGCUCUGAAUGCUCAGACAGCAGUUCAGUUCCAGCAGUAUGCUGCCCAGCAGUACCCAGGCAACCUGGAGCAGCAGCAGAUCCUCAUUCGCCAACUACAGGAGCAGCACUACCAGCAGUACAUGCAGCAGUUGUACCAGGUGCAGCUGGCACAGCAGCAGGCGGCUCUGCAGAAGCAGCAGGAGGCGGCGAUAGUGUCGUCCACGAUGGCGGCGAAGGUCAGUGCUGCCUCCCCUGGUGAGAGCCCUGCACUCAACGGACAGCCCAACGCUCAUACAGACAGUCUGGACAAGGAGCCGGAGCUGGAGCCUGCAGAAGAGCUCACCGAAAAUGGACCAAAAGAUACUACACCUGUGAUCGCUGCACCCUCCAUGUGGACACGGCCACAGAUCAAGGAUUUCAAAGAGAAGAUCAGGCAGGACGCUGACUCUGUCAUCACAGUGGGCCGUGGGGAGGUGGUGACCGUGCGUGUGCCGACUCACGAGGAGGGUUCCUAUCUCUUCUGGGAGUUUGCCACUGAUCACUACGAUAUUGGCUUUGGAGUGUACUUUGAAUGGACAGAUUCUCCAAACACUGCUGUCAGCGUCCACGUCAGCGAGUCCAGUGAAGACGAAGAGGAUGAAGAAGAAACCCAGAGUGAAGAAGAAAAAGCCAAAAAGAACAACAGUAAGCCUCAGGUGGAUGAGAUUGUGCCGGUCUACAGGAGAGACUGCCAUGAAGAGGUCUAUGCAGGCAGUCACCAGUACCCAGGGAGAGGAGUGUACCUUCUCAAAUUUGACAAUUCGUACUCAUUAUGGAGAUCAAAAACCGUCUACUACAGAGUUUACUACACUAGAUAAAAUCCUUUGCCGGAAACUGGGGGUGUGCAGGUUGGAACGUGGAGUGGCUUUGUUUUCUCUUGGGGAAUUGUAAAAUCUACCUUGGCGUGGAAGCUGGGUGCAGAUCAUACAGAUCUGUACCGUUCUCAUCAAUUUUUGUUUUGGAGGGCAAAUAUGUGCCACUUUUAAAGUCUUGGUUGAAGUAUGAAGUAUUAUUGGUUCCUAUUCAGCAAAACACUGCCUUGCCAUUGACCUAAGUAUUUCAGGGGUCAGGGCAAUGGGCCUAUUACAUAAGUUCCCACUUUGCUCCAAUAUAUUGCCUUACUGUUCUUCACAGAAUGUUUCAUUUCACUAAAACUAGAUUAGUGGUUAUCAACUGUUGCUAAAUAUGUACCAUUAAAUUGGAUGAAUAAGACAACAAGGAUUUUAAAAGCUUUUCUAUUGUGUACAAUAUAAAGAUUUGUCAAGCUCUAAAUAGUUAAUUGACAAUUUAAACCAGAGAAUGUAAAGCCUAAGAGACUGCUUACUUUCAAAUCCAAUGUAUGAACUAACUUCCUAACUUCACUUUGCAGCUGAUAAGAGGCAUGAUACACAAAAGGAUGGUAGUGUUGUCACACAAUUACUUUGUUUAAAACGCAUUUAUGACAAAUAAAAAGGUGUUUAUUUUGUUCUGGUAUGAAUACAUGAUUCCAGAAUGUGGCACUUAAGGCCACAUGACUACCGUCAGUUGUGAUACAUUCUCAUGAUUUUGAGAACCUUUGGUUUAAACCCUUUUCUUCUGGUGUUAAAGGGAAAGAGAAAAAUACCAGUUGUGGCCUUUUGAGGAAGGCCUUGAUAACUGAUAGUGAACUGUCUAGUGGAUAUUUUAGUUAAGUGAGCAAAUACCUUUGCAUCUGAAGGAUUCCAGUUAUCCCAUGGCAAGAACUAUUGGCAUAAGACAUAAAAGUAUAAAACAAAGCUUAAGAAGGUGUUUCUUAAAUAGACAUACAUUGUAUUAUGGUGAAUGGUUCCACUUUUACAUCAGGACUUAAGGCAGUGUUUUGUCCAGUAAACCCCAUUUUCCUCAGAUAGCUAAAGUAUAAUAAGCAUAACCUGUGAAAACUGAUAUCUAUACAACCAUUGUCCUUAAUGUGUAAAUUCCAACUAUAACAAUCUAACCAGUUCAUUGUUUUAAAGGUAUCUUUGGAAUUAAAUGUAUGCAUCUGAAUUCGAAAUGCAUUAAUAUUCCUGGGAUGGUCAAAUCUAGUCUUGGAGAGCCACACUCCAGCAGUUUUUAUAAGUCCCCCUUUAUUUUUGAGUCAUUCAUUGAAGGCAGCAGUUGGCAUUACAGAUGAUUAUUAAAUUAAAUAAAUGGCCUUUUUUAUGUUUAAAAUCUCAUCUGAUUUAGAACUUGUUGUACGGAGUAUGUGUAAAACCAGAUUCUCUCUACAAAACCAGGGGUGGUCACUCUUAUUUCAUUGUUCUACAUUCAUGUGACAUGCGAGAGACCAUUUGUUUCUCUCCAUAUUGUGCAGAAAGUGUUCUCUUUGUGAGUGCAUUAUAUUAUAAAAAUCUGCAUUUUUUCCCCCCAACUUGGAUAUGUAUUGCUUUUGAAAGCAAAUGGCAUUCAUGUUUACACAAAAUGCUCUUCAUUUAAGUAUUCUGAUUUUGGUGUAGCUAGGCCAAACCUGCUACCUUCCUCUGCUGCCCAAGGAGUCACAUAAUAUUAUAGAUAAGUCUAUAAUAUUUAGAUGCCAUUUAUAAAAAGCAGCUCGAUUUAAAACAAUAGUGCAUUGCUUAGAAGUAUAGUUUUCAUUUUUAAACAAGGUCCAUGCUGCAUAUAAGUGUACAGUAGGUAAAAAUACAGUAAUCUCAAAUAAUUGAAAAUAUUUCUUAACACUGAUUUAUAGCCAGUGUUAUAGUGGAUUGUUUUCUUUAAGUUAACCUCUGUGUUGGGAGAUUUGAAGUCUGAAACAUUAAAGACAUUACCCUGCUCAAAGCUUAGUUGUGAAAAGUCAUUUAAAUUUGGUAAUUCAAACUAUAUUAAGACCAUUUGAUAAAGGUCUUCUAGUGUAAUACCACUGACAAAACAAUCUUUAACACCAAAUAGGUAACAUAAAACCAAGUUUUGUUACACAUUACCUAAAUGUUAAUGCUGACUUCAUGAUUAAUAGGUUUCAAAGAAGAGCUGUUAUUCAAGCAAAGAACUUACAUGCGUUCCCCACAUCAAUUAAAAUGCAAAAAGAUUUCUAAUAUGUAAAGUGUUUAUAUUAUGGACUGACUGGAAAAAAAAACACUAGAUUUGUACAUCCUAUUCACCAUUUUGGUCGUUUUCAGUUCUGGUUAGUUAAUGUGAAUACAUGUGUACUGGACCCCGAGCUGCUGUUGAGACCUCUAAAACUACAAUGCUGCAGCAUCCCGUCAGUAGAGUGAGGCUAGAUGGACCUGUUUAUGCCUCCCCUUGCUCUCUGUGUCUUCAGUGAGCAAGAUUUAAAUUCUUACCCUGAAAGUGCAUUCUAUGUCUUUUGGCAUUUCUGUCUGAAGGGUUUGGCUUUACAGUCUAAUCGGUGGGGCAGUAUCAGUACUGCUGUGUGUUUGUUACCACUUGUGGACAGCUUGCCACAGCUGUGCAAAACAAAGAUGCCAUGCUUUCUUUCCAAAAUGAUAAAAAUGCUAGUACUGAAGGAAGGUAACCAACAACAGUCCUCAAAGUUAAAGAUGCAGGUUACUUAGUGAAAUUACUUUUUCGCCCACUGCACAUUCUAAUUAACCCUAACCCAUUCUAAUUAAGUAUAGUUUUUGUUCAUUUAGCUCGGUUGUACAGGUCUGUUGACAAUUCUUUCCAUGUAGAGUUUUUCCACUCUUAUUUGCAUGCUUUGUUUUACCCAGUUGCCUAGUUUUGCACACCCCCAGUUUAGUCUCAUUUUGAAACGUUUUUUUUUUGCACUUUGUGCAUUAAUCUAAAAAGCAAAACCUAAAAGAAAAUUGAGAUUAUGGUUUGCCGUUGCAAUCACAGCCAGAAACAUGGUUAGUUAUUUAAAACAUUUGAGACUCCUUACUGAAAAAAGUCUUUGAUUCUGAUGCUGAGGAAUUUGCAUUUUUUCAGGCAUAGAUAUACCAUGUAGAACAUCAGUUUUCCUAUAUAUGCCUUUCUUAAUUUUAGGUGCUAUAAGAGCUGAAUCAGUUCGACCUCAAAUGCUGUAGUUUUGCAAUUCAGUUUGGAUAUUUAAACAGGAAAUAUCCAAAGCCAAUGUUGUAGAUUUGUGACCUGUGGAAAAGGCAAUGACAUGUACAGCAGCAUCCUUAGAAAUAUAUCUUUUCAGCAAAGAGGCUAAGUUCUAGUUGCUAUAAAGAAAUGCUUCUUUUGUGAACAUUGAGGCUGUAAUUGGAAAGUUUCAUCUUAUCCAAUUUGCACUAAGCAAUCUUUAUCUUAAAAGUAAAGAACUAGAAGAAAGGUCAGACCAGAUGAGGCAGAAAAGUAUAUAGCCAUGUAACCGCUCAUUGGAAAGCUUGUAGAUCGUUCAGAUCUAACUGCUGCUGUUUGUGAAUUAUGAAAAAUAAUCACCUGGCAGCAUUUGAACAUUGAUAGAAGUUCAUAUUUAAUGAUAAAAGUGCAAACACCCAUAUAUGACCCUCUUGGGACAAGAGUAUUUGUAGAACUGCCAUGCAGCUCGUCAAUGGCGUUAUCAGUACUUAGCAAAAUAUUCUUUGUAAUCUGCUGCCUGCAUCGAGGCCUAAUGAUCGCAAAUACCGUCUUAGUUCAUCAUACUGCAUUUGAUGCUAGAACACUGAAUUUAGAAACCAAACUUUCUCGAUGUUUUCCAAAAUCAAAAAGACACAAGCAAAUUGAAGUAUCCAUUCCUUUUUGGUGCAAGAAUAACAGCGGUAUCCUCAAUUUGAUCCUGUUUCUGACUUGUGAUUUCCGGCCGAUGAUGUUGUCGCACUCUGUACAGUUUAGAUGAGCAAGCUUGUUUCAUGAUGUUUUGUUGUUCUUUGAUAUCCAUUUUGUAAAUAACAUUCUGUCCCUCUUUGCUGUGAAAAUAUUAAAUACUAGAUUACUGUAUUUUCUACAGUGGGAAAGAUAUUUAAAUUGUUUAGCAUUAUCACUGCAAUUAUGGAUACUGUCACCCUCCCAUAUUUCAACACCUUACAAACCUCAGAAUUAUUGUAAAAUGAUCUAUAGACAGAGGUUUCUGUGGCAAAAUUAAACCUUUAACUAUCAAGAACACUCAGCAUUACUUUCAAGAUUAUCCAUUUCUGCAACAUCCCAUGGGUAAGUUAGUUUAUAAAAAUGUCAUUUAAGUUUCUGAGUUUAAAAAUUGAUUCAGUUGUAGUUUGGAUUCAUACUUGCAUCCAAAAUAAGCCUGCGUGAAAUAUAGCUUUGCUGUACUUGUUUUUAUCAGUAAACCAAAACAUCCUGCAAAGAAUGAAAUUAACACAUGGAAUCUUCACAGAUACAAAAAAACCUUAUUGAUGUAGGAGCCUAUCAAAAUUAGUUAAGGCUGUAUGUUCUCUUGCAGGGGAUAAUUGUGAAUUGUCUUAACAUUUUUUUCAAAAUACUAGGAUUGUUUUUUGGUGCAGUGUUCUGGCAACACCAAUUACAUAGAAGGGAAUGUGGGCAUGUUUUCACAAUAACAUCCUCUGUAAGCAAUUUGUGGUGAAAAUGUGCAUUUAAAAACAAUCUGUUCCUUGAAAACAAUUUAUCUACAGUGUCCAUAACAUUUUUUCUCAACCAUCAUGUAUGUGGGAGUUGAAAAGUGAUGGUCUAGAUGUCAGACAGGAAAAUUGUUACAUGUCUUUUUUUUAACAAAAACCCUACACAGAUCAUUUUAAUGCUAGUAGUUAAUAUGCAUUUCUGAGUAAUCCUUCUUUUUCUUCCCCAGUGAUGAUGCUAAAUUCUGUCCUUGAUGCAGUGGGUGGGGGUAAAUGGUUAAAUAAGAUUGUAAAUUGUCCAAGGUGGAAAGGUGAAGAUAUGUAUGUAAACUGUAAAUUUAAAAUUUGAGUUCAACAUUAAAAAAAGCUCAACAAUUA
Lepisosteus oculatus (spotted gar) is the source of this 6632-nucleotide messenger RNA. The record is from RefSeq and is a predicted model, not a curated record. NCBI's taxonomy places the organism in Eukaryota, Metazoa, Chordata, Actinopteri, Semionotiformes, Lepisosteidae.